This is a messenger RNA of Capsicum annuum, 1046 nucleotides long. RefSeq lists its product as uncharacterized. The record is from RefSeq and is a predicted model, not a curated record. Bases 206 to 847 code for a protein of 213 amino acids. The transcript is spliced from 4 exons. Lineage: Eukaryota; Viridiplantae; Streptophyta; Magnoliopsida; Solanales; Solanaceae.
UAGUUAGUUACAAGAUUCCUACAUUCCCUACAUAUAAUACGGAUAUAACUUUAGUAUGAUCUGCGCAUGCUUUAUUAUUAUAUGUUGUUGAAGUUUCCUGCUGUUUCCCACAUGAAUUCAUGCUUCCUAAGGAAGCUACCCUUAAUUUUUUCAAUAGGUGUUUCCCACUCCAAUUCCAGAUCUUUCCUCCGAAGGUCCAUUAGUGAUGUCAGGUAGAUACCGAGGAGUAUUCCCUGAGUCGCUUAAAGCUAAAGGAGUCCUUGCAGACUUGAGUAACUUCUCCCUGGAUCUGAAAGCUAUACAGGCAAAGGAUAUGCCUCUUGAUAAGGUGUUGGCAAGGCAACAGGUUGAACUACUUACAGCUCAGGCCUGGUUGACUGAAAAUAAAGACCUUGAACAGAAGAUAGCACAAACAAGUAUACAGAAUGGCGUUAUUUCAGAGUAUACUCGCAUGAUAUUGAUAGAGACCGAUAGAGGCAAAGUUGUCACUGAAUCAACCUCCAAGCGGAAGGUUUCCACUGCUCCUAAGAAGAUUGAAGAGACUAAAUUGCAGAAAAGGAUAUUGCUACAGAACCAUGGGCCUGGUUUUGGUAACUGCAGUGCUACAGUUGAAAAUAUUCCUCCUGGAGCCACCGAGACAAAACCUGAAACAGCAGAGAUUUUGGCGAAGGCAGCAUCUAAUUGCUGCGGAAAGAUGUGUGACAUAUGCUGUUGUAUGUGCUGUGCACGGAUAUGUUCAAGGAUGAAUGAUCAGUGUGCAAUCGUGCUGACACAGUUCCUGGGUUCCUUGGCAUGCUUAGGUUGCUUUGCUUGCUGUGAAUUAUGCUGUUCCGGAAAUGAUGGAUGAGAAAGUGACCGCAUAGCUUCCUUGCAGUCCUGUUGUAUAUUGCGUCAAUUGUGACAGUUUCAUACGAUUGUCCUAGUACAUUUAUGGUUCUUGUGAAUAUUGUAUUUAUCAACACAGUUCUACCAAUUGCUUCACUGUAAUUGUGUAGAAAUAUAAGAUUUGAAUGCUUGAUAAUCAGAGAAGAAUAACGUUGAAUAGA